Molecule: messenger RNA, 6148 nt
Organism: Wyeomyia smithii (pitcher-plant mosquito)
Lineage: Eukaryota; Metazoa; Arthropoda; Insecta; Diptera; Culicidae
Gene: mAChR-B
Exons: 4
Coding region: 763-3633 (956 amino acids)
Biological process (GO): chemical synaptic transmission; adenylate cyclase-inhibiting G protein-coupled acetylcholine receptor signaling pathway; G protein-coupled receptor signaling pathway, coupled to cyclic nucleotide second messenger
Cellular component (GO): membrane; synapse; dendrite
Molecular function (GO): G protein-coupled acetylcholine receptor activity; G protein-coupled serotonin receptor activity
Source: RefSeq, a predicted model, not a curated record
UUGUUUGAAGUUCCAAAGGUUAUCGUAUAGUACAUGAUAAGUCUCAGAACACCUUGAUUGAAAAAUGCAAAGAACCUACAUAUUCGCCGUUAUAAGCACAGGUUUUCUGUGUAAUGCUGGUUCCACUAUCAUUUGGACCUCCAAACCGAUUAACUGUAUCGACGGUGAUUGGAACAUAUGUGGUUCCAAUAUUUGCACUUGGUGGUACUGGAACACAUUUGUAGGAGAAACUCAGACAGCUUCCAGAGCAACAAUCACUGUGAGUUAAACACUGUUAGAAAAUAUAAAAAACAAGUUAUACUUUUCAAUGCCUUAUUUAUAAAAACAUCAACGUAAUGUGAACGAUGUUUGAAAUUACGUAUUCUCCAUUUGCGGCACAGUUGCCUUUGCCUUGAGCAUGGACCUGUACAACCAAUAGUGCAAUUGCGAGCAGCAACGUCAACUGAUUCAUUUCGUAAAAAUUUGAUUUUCCUUCCUGUGAAUAACCGAACAUUGAACACCGAUAACACUACGAGUAUUCAGGAUAGAAGAGACUUUCCAUCCACUGCCUACGAUUGGUGAUUCAAGACUGCAUUUGGAGUGCUCAAUAACACGGAGGCACGCUAUACUUUUAUCCACUAAUAACAACCUGCAACCUUAUAAACAAUGAUAACUAGUAGGUGACAUUAGGUGGUAAUUUGUUAACGAUUGCGUUCAUCAAGUUUAUUGGACGUUGACCACACUACAAAGCACUUUAGUCGUAUUCUAAGACGAUUGAUAGCCAUGGAUGGUUACGAUAAUGUGGAUUACAAUGUGACUGAUUAUAUCAACCGGACUGCGCCCAUCUAUUCUAUCAACCCAGACUUCAUAACGCACUGGAAACUAAAAAAAAAACAAGAAAAGUUAUGUAAACAAUUAUACAAAAGGUACAAUCUUCUGAAUUUCCCGGAAUGUCAAACAAUACUCGGUAUUCCUUCUUAUAACCGGCUGUACGAACAUGCAAGACAUAGACCAACGAGCGAGUAUUCGACAGAACACGACUUUGGUAACUGGUUUAUGAGCAGCAAUUACAGUUUUUUUGAGUGGCGCAACGACAGUUAUAGAUAUUUGAAUAACAAUACCGUGGUUGGAAACGUGCAUAAUGGAACAUAUCUAGAUGUAAGCGGCAAUGGAUUCGAUCCCGUACUCCCUCCGUUCGAGAUGUGGCAAACGAUACUUAUAGCGAUAUGCUUGGCGAUUUGUAUAAUUCUUACCGUAGGUGGCAACAUUUUGGUACUUCUGGCAUUUAUUGUUGAUCGAAGUAUACGACAACCUAGCAAUUACUUUAUUGCGUCCCUGGCAGCUACUGACAUGCUGAUAGGAACUGUAUCAAUGCCAUUCUACACUGUGUAUGUUCUAAUGGGUUAUUGGGACCUAGGUCCGUUGCUGUGCGAUUUGUGGCUAUCCGUGGAUUACACUGUAUGUUUGGUGUCACAAUACACGGUUCUACUUAUCACAAUUGAUCGUUUCUGUUCGGUGAAAAUUGCUGCCAAAUAUCGGAGCUGGCGCACAAAAAAUAAAGUAAUUUGGAUGGUGACAAUUACUUGGAUUAUACCAGCUUUAUUAUUUUUUAUUUCUAUUUUUGGUUGGGAACAUUUUGUGGGUUACCGUGAUCUGCUUCCUGGAGAAUGUGCUGUACAAUUUUUGAAGGAUCCUGUUUUCAACACUGCCUUAAUUAUCGGUUACUAUUGGACUACGUUGGUAAUACUGUUUGUUUUAUACGGAGGAAUUUACAAAACAGCAUACGAUAUGCAGAAAAAGAGUGAAGCUAAACAGCGCAAAAUGCAAUCUAUGGUGGCGUUGGGAAACGCGAUGACUGGUUUAGCAGGUCAAACGGGAGGGAUUGGAAUCUCCAAAACUCAGAGUACUUUAUUGAGCCAAGAUAAACCACUACCAGUUACAUCCACAUCAAGCGAAAUUAUUCCUCCAGUACUUUCAUUAGCUGCAAAACAACUCCAGAAAGAAGACAUAUUGUGCAGUAAUAAAUGUUCAGAUCCUAAAUCAACUAAAGAACAGUGUGAUGAAAAUAAGAAAGACGAAAAAGAAGGAGAUAAAAGUGAGCGUUCAAGUAGUCCAGCAUUCGAUUCAGAUGACGAAAGCUCGGCACAUGCUAAACAACAUCAAGAUGACGCGAUAAUCACCAAAAAAAGAACCUCUUUGGCUGGUUUGCUGGUCGGAGCAUCUGCAACGGUUUUGUCUAACAGAUACAAUGAGGCCAUUUCGGAAAAGCUUGUGUCCGACGCUACUAAAUCUAAAAGAUCGCCAAUUAGUCAAACGAAAAUUGAAGGAUUGCCAAAAAUUAUUGAGAUGAGCCUGAUCGAUGCAGAAAAUACAUACGCGAAACCUCAUGUUCCUCCUCUGAAGCCUACGCCAAUACAAUCUCCUAUUUCUCCUGUAGACAUUGAGCCAUUAGUGAUUGCUAAAUCAGAGAGGGCGCCUGAGAUUUAUAAUACUAUUCUCACCCCUCCAUAUGGGUUUCAAGAAACGUCAAAGAUCUCUGAAGGCUCACCGUCCAAAUCUGAUAGGCCACAUAGCAUUAUAAGUCACGGAGAAUCAACCUUUGAUGCAGUAGUUGGAAUGGACGGUGAAGAUCUUCGAUUUAUGGACGAAAGCUCAGUUAUUGUAGCUUCACCGCAGUAUGAGAGUCCGCCAUCAGCCUUUACUUUACAACCAAGGCCCACUGCCCACGGCGUAGGACAAAACAUAGCCAAUCCUUCUCUUUUGCAAAAAGCUCUCAUUCGAGCAACUGCUCAAUCGCAGCAACCUUCUCCUACCGUUCUAUUGAGAUCAGUGGACGUAUUUCCGCUUUCACCAACUAGUCAGUUAGAACAAACAACAUUAACUCAUUCUACUCAAACAUUGAACAGUUUCUGUACUACGGUCACUAUAGGCUCACAAAAUGCAGACAGGGUAGUAAACAUUCUGAGUAAUCCUACAAUGAACAAUUCUAAUGCAGAGCACGCCUCGCAACAAACUGCUAAGUCUGAAACCACGAGUCCAAAGUUAAAUGCACAAUUCACUGAUGCUCCAGCGGUAGUUUUCGAACCAAAGAACACCAUUCCAGUUAUUGGCUCAGAAAUAAAACUGGCGCCUACCACCGAAACAACUAGUAACAUUAGUUCAGCAAUGGCUGUAUCGUUACAGCAACCUAAUGCACCUGACAGUAACGUUACUAUACAUACGCAAGCAUCGUCCUCCACUAAUAAUACGCCAAGCGGUACAACGAUCGCUCCUAAUCCUUGUUUAGAAAGACACACUUCCAGUAAGCGGGAUUUCAUUCGUUCGAUCGGUAAAAGACUGAAAGGAAACAAAAAAACCGAUCAUUUAGGAAUGGGUCGACAAAAAUCUAAAUCAGAAAAUCGAGCCCGUAAAGCAUUUCGAACAAUAUCUUUUAUUCUAGGAGCAUUCGUUGCUUGCUGGACUCCAUAUCAUGUGCUAGCGCUAGUAGUAGGAUUUUGUUCGGACCCUCCAUGCAUCAACGAACACUUGUUCAUGUUUUCUUACUUUUUAUGCUAUGCCAACAGUCCAAUGAAUCCAUUUUGCUAUGCUCUCGCUAAUCAACAGUUCAAAAAAACCUUCACUAGAAUUUUGCGUGGCGACUUGCACAUGACAUGAAUGUAUCAAUCAAUUAUGUUUUCAUGUGAUGUAAUUUUAAGUAAAAACAAUAACCUUUUUUUUAAAUUAUAUAAUAGACAAUAAUAAAGAUAAUGAGAAUGAUAAUUACCUAUAAAAAUAAAUAAAUCGUCAAACUCACGCUAUAGAAUUUUGAUGAUAGGAAAGUUAAUACAGAUUUCAAAUUAAAACUAAUGAAACCUUCAAAUCAAGGUUGUUAAUCGAUAAGUUAUCGUAAACGCCGAUGACGAUACCGUCUGUUAUCGUUAUCGACGAUGACGCUAACGUCUUCAGACAUUAUCGUCAUUGCCAAGGACGAUAGCUACUGGACGGUAUCGAAUCGAUAACGUUUGUUUAUGAACAACCACUGCCAUACUAAUUUUCGCAUCAUCAGAUAUAUCAUUCAGAUGGAAUUGAAUCAUAAAUCUGACAAUGCCACAUACCUUGCUAUUCAUAUUCGUGCUUCAAAAAGCGUCUCACAAUUUGAAAAAAUUAAAACUGAGACAUUCCUUAUCAUGAUGAGAAACGAAACAUAAACAAACGAGGAAAAGUUUUUUCCUGUUGCCUAGUGAUGCUUCGUCUCCACCCCUCGAAGGGACAAAACGCUUCCUCACCCAGUGCCUACUUUUUGAUCCAAUUGCAACCACAGCAGACAAAACAUACAAAAGACGUUAGCGAGCUGAUAACGUUUGGUGACUAUCGUCAUCGCCGAUGACGUAAUGUUUGAAGACGCUAUCGCCAUCGUCAAUAACGAUAUCAGACGUUAUCGAUAUCGGCGAUGACGAUUAUCGACGAUAAUUUAUCGUAUUAACAACCUUGCUUCAAAUGUAAAUAGUUUUUAGUAUCGUCAAAAGGAUAACGGUGACAAUGAUAGCUGUUUAAAGUUCGAUGAUAUUCAAUUAUUGCAUUUAAAGCAUUUGCGAAAAUAGACAAAAAUGUCUAGCGCCUCCAUAUCACAUAAGGUAUUUUUAAACAUGCAUCACAUCGUAGCGUAAUGAAAAAUUACCACAUAAAUAUUUGUUUAUGAAACAACAUACAAUGAGUUAAAUUGUUCGACAAUAACGGUGCUUACUUCCCUGAUUGAGUGAAAUAAGUACUGUGGAAAAUAGAGUCGAUCUGCAUCAUAUGCAUGCAUAGUAAUGUAGAUCGAAUACAUAGGCUAACAUUUUCUAAAACUAAACUUUCUUACUUGUUUGUAGAUUUUCGCGUAGAACAGAUAAUGGACAAGGAUUUCGUAGAAAUACAGUUUCAACUCUUUUUCAAAGUGAUUUUCCUGUAAACAGUAAAGUAUUUGUUCAAUUUGUAAGUAUUUUUUCAAUGCUUUCUCUGGUUGUCAAGGAUAUUCAGUCAAACAUAAAUUUGGUCGGCACAAUAAAAAAGAUAAUAAUAUUGUACCAUAACUUCAGUAUCUCAAAUUAUAGUUCAGUAACUAGCAUUAUCGUUGUAUAUGAUUAAUAGUUUUUAUAUGUUUCGAAGAACGUUCCCAGACGAUACAACCGAAAAGCUCAAACUGUAUUCAUGCAAAUCUAUGAUGAUACAUAUAUGUAUUUACGAAAGACAACUUACUUAAUAGGAAGACCAAUAUGCAUAUUCGGUAGAUAAUUAAAGAAGCAUAUAUUCUGGGUGUCCUAUUUCUAGUUUUAUUUGAAAAUUUGUAACGACUGAGUAAAACAUGCCGAGCUCAUUACAUGCUUUGUUUUUGCAAAAGAAAUGUCAUGAAACCGUUGUGCAAACUUCUUUUUAGAAAUGAGCCCAUAAAAAGAAUUUCGCAAGGAAUGUUUCGUGUAUUGUUGGUAAUAUCUUUUUUUAAUUCGUAAUCAUCCGUGAUUACAAUAAAUUUUUUUUUUUUUGUUUAUGAGUUUCUUGUGUGUGAUUUUUAAAAUUAUAACUGAACUUAAUUUUUAAGUAGAAAAUUACCGAUCGAUAAUGAUUAUAAAGACUCCAUACGGGACAUUAUAUGCAUAUACUACCCGAUUUAGUCAUAUAGAAAGACAAUAUUCGAUAUUUGAGACACUAGGAUACAUAAAUGGUAUUACCUGAUUUGUUAAUUCCUCUAACCAUGUGCAAAAUUGACGGUAAUUGAAAACAUACUAAAUAUAUCAAGAUAAACACACAGAUGAACACAAAAAAUAUAAACAUACAGAAGAACACAAAAAAAAAAUCACAAGAAGAGGCCUAGUACACCUAAGGUGUCAAUUUUAUUACUUCUUGGCAAUCGCUUAGAUAUGGAAAAAUAUACCAUAUUUCAUAAAAGCUUAUCAGUAACAGUACCUUGACUUCUGGACCUCUAAAAACCACAAUAAAUGGUUUAAACCUCUGGAUAUUGUGAAUGUGUUGCUGGGAAGUCAAUUUGAAAACACAUUUGUCUAAUAUAUGCUCACUCCUGUAUACCUAUUAUAUACAUUAUUUAGAUUGCUAAAUAUAGUGUUAUUUUGGAAAUAUGCUUUUAUUUUUGCUAGAAAAUAAAACUGUUAGAGCAUUUAAGAUAAUACCAAUCAAAUAAAAAUAUCAUCUAACA